CCCUGAAAGCCCUCUUCUCAUGAUCCGCCAUUAGGGGUGAGCCGCUGGUGGAUUGAACGCCAAGAUGCAGAUAUUUGUCAAAACCCUCACGGGGAAGACUAUAACCCUCGAGGUUGAGCCUUCAGAUACGAUCGAGAAUGUCAAGGCCAAAAUUCAAGACAAAGAAGGAAUUCCUCCUGACCAGCAGAGGUUGAUCUUCGCUGGGAAGCAGCUGGAAGAUGGACGCACUCUGUCCGACUACAACAUCCAGAAGGAGUCGACCCUCCACCUGGUGCUGAGGCUGCGAGGUGGUGCAAAGAAGAGGAAGAAGAAGUCUUACACCACCCCCAAGAAGAACAAACACAAGAGGAAGAAGGUCAAGCUGGCCGUGCUCAAAUACUACAAGGUGGACGAAAAUGGUAAAAUCCACCGCCUGAGACGUGAGUGUCCCGCCGACGAGUGCGGUGCCGGCGUCUUCAUGGCGAGCCACUUUGACCGCCACUACUGCGGCAAGUGUUGUCUCACUUAUUGCUUCAACAAGCCUGAGGACAAGUAAGAUGGACUGAAAGGAAUAAAGACAAAUGUUUCUCAACACAAA
Messenger RNA from Dunckerocampus dactyliophorus (ringed pipefish), 577 nucleotides. RefSeq names its product ribosomal protein S27a (gene rps27a). Lineage: Eukaryota; Metazoa; Chordata; Actinopteri; Syngnathiformes; Syngnathidae. The record is from RefSeq and is a predicted model, not a curated record. Gene Ontology annotation, molecular function: structural constituent of ribosome; protein tag activity; ubiquitin protein ligase binding. Gene Ontology annotation, biological process: modification-dependent protein catabolic process; translation; protein ubiquitination. The coding region runs from base 65 to 535 and encodes 156 amino acids. The transcript has 6 exons. Gene Ontology annotation, cellular component: nucleus; cytoplasm; ribosome.